This is a messenger RNA of Actinia tenebrosa (Australian red waratah sea anemone), 2054 nucleotides long. RefSeq lists its product as uncharacterized. Gene Ontology annotation, cellular component: membrane; endoplasmic reticulum. Gene Ontology annotation, molecular function: 1-acylglycerol-3-phosphate O-acyltransferase activity. Gene Ontology annotation, biological process: phosphatidic acid biosynthetic process. The record is from RefSeq and is a predicted model, not a curated record. NCBI's taxonomy places the organism in Eukaryota, Metazoa, Cnidaria, Anthozoa, Actiniaria, Actiniidae.
UCACCGAGUAGUAGUUUGUGUGCCUCUGGUAGUGUACAGUAGGAAGGUGUCCUUUUUUCAUUUCAGAAGACUGAAUUCGAGUUCGAUCACCAAUCAUGAUACUUAGUUGUGGGCUUAUAGUCUUAUCUGUGAUCCUGGUUGGAUUUUAUAUUCUAUAUAAAACAUCCAGUGGCUUCAGAUUCAAGGCCAAAUAUUUUACAUACAACUGUGCAAUGAUUGUGCUUCCAAUUUAUGGGCUUUUUCUUGGGCUUCUUCGACCAAGAGACGUGAAYAAUUUCCAUAGAUUUGCAAUGUCCUUGUACAACAUUUCAAGCAAGUUGUUUCACAUAUAUGUAGAGUGUGAAGGAACUGAGCACUUGGACCGAGAGAAGAUUAAGAGUAACUAUGUCAUUGUCUCGAAUCAUCAAAGUUCUGUGGACAUGAUGGCUGUGUUGAAGAUUUGUCCUCCUAAUACAACCUUUGUAGCUAAAAGAGAAUUAUUAUUUGCACCGGUUUUUGGACCGGCUGCUUGGCUUUGCGGAGCUGUGUUCGUUCGACGAGGAGAUCGUAAGAGUGCAAUACACGCUAUGGAUGAAGCUGUCGAAAGAAUCAAAACCCAAACGAUGAAUCUGUGGAUUUUCCCWGAAGGUACAAGACGACAAGAAGGCACUUUACUUCCAUUUAAGAAAGGUGCAUUCCAUGUUGCACAGCAAGCACAGAUUCCAAUKGUUCCCAUUGUGAUAUCUGACUAUUCUCCAGUCUUCAAUAAAAAGAACAAGACAUUUAAAUCAGGUACUCUCAAAGUAACAGUCCUACCACCAGUAAGYACUCAAGGUCUGACACCAGAGGAUGUUGGUGAUUUGACAGAAAAGGUGCGUCAGCAGAUGCUUGAGGUAUUCCAUGAAGGAUCAAUUCCAAAUAGCAUUCAAAAUGAUAGUAAAUUAUUAAAAAGCAAAUCUGAGUAAGUCUUGUAAAUGUUUUGUUUUAUAAUAUAUCCAAAACGUUUUGAUUAAAAUUAUUUUUGAAAAUUUAAUGUAGUAGAAUAACAAUUAUUAAUAGUAUAAGAUAUUGAGUGAUCAAAAUUUUUAUUUAGAGUGAUUAACUUAUUUGUUUUACAAUAUCAUGUUUUAUUGUUGGAAAAUAAUAAAAAUAGARAGAUCAAUAUCUUUAUUUUAAUAGGUUGGCCCAUUCAAUCAUUUCAAUAUUAUUUCAAAAAAGCUGAUAUCAAUAGGGUCCCUAGAUUGACAAAGUUAUAGUGAGAAUUUUAUUGGCCUAAUGACAUGAACAGCAGAUUGAAUAGAUGUGAUUUUAUAYGAGUUUUAGGAAUAAGUGAAGGACAAGUUAUUCUCCAAAACAUUACCUAUCUAUUUAUAGUUUUUAUCAUUUCAUUACCACUACCAGAAUGCUUUGCAAGUUUUCUUUCUUCUUUCAAUUUUUUAUAUCUUGAGAAUAGCAAGAAAGUUGGUUGUGAUCAAUAGAUGAUCCAAACUUUUUAUAAUUGCUCCAUGAGAAUAGACUCCUUGCAUGUGAUGCCUAAGCAGCUUAAUUUGGAGGAUAAAAUAAAAGAAUUUCAAUCUCUUGAGAGUUGGAAACCUAUUGUAAUGUCCUCCAAAUUGAGCUGCAUUCCAACGAGCUGCAAGGAGACUAUAACAAUUUAUUAUCAUUAGGCAACUGAAAAAAGUGUGCAAGGGAUUCUAGUAGUUGUAGUACUUCUAAUUUUCAAAAAUUUUAAAUAAACUUAGUAUCCUGUCUAUGUAUUUAAGAAUAAGAUAUAUUUAAAAUGAUGUAACUGGUUAUUGAAGUGGUUUUUGUUUUGAAGUUUGAUGUCCCAUUCACUGGCCAGCAUUUCAACAACAUUCAAUCAAAGGACUUCAACAAAAAAAACAAUAUCUUUAGGGAGAUUUUGGACUGGAAUAAGAUUUUACAGGAUUAAAUUCUUUAAUACAGUCUAUUAUCUCUCUCAAGAUAUUCAACGAUGGCUGAAAUGCUAGUCAGUAAACAAGACAUCAAGUUUCGCAGGUUGGACUUCAACAAUAAACAUUUGUAGUAAAUAUAUAUUUAAUUGAUUUUUUAAA